Ustilago hordei is the source of this 3684-nucleotide messenger RNA. Its product is annotated as putative SMC2 - chromosome segregation protein. Gene Ontology annotation, biological process: chromosome organization. Gene Ontology annotation, molecular function: protein binding; ATP hydrolysis activity; ATP binding. The record is from RefSeq and is a predicted model, not a curated record. Bases 1 to 3684 code for a protein of 1227 amino acids. Lineage: Eukaryota; Fungi; Basidiomycota; Ustilaginomycetes; Ustilaginales; Ustilaginaceae. Gene Ontology annotation, cellular component: chromosome. The transcript has a single exon.
AUGCGUAUCGAAGAGCUCAUCAUUGACGGCUUCAAGUCGUAUCCGAACCGAACGACGGUCACGGGCUUCGAUGCUUCCUUCAAUGCUAUCACCGGUCUCAACGGUUCCGGUAAAUCCAACAUCUUGGAUUCGAUCUGCUUUGUUCUGGGUAUCACCAACCUCACAGCAGUUCGAGCCAACAACUUGCAAGAUCUGAUCUACAAGCGAGGUCAAGCAGGUAUCAUCAAGGCCUCCGUCACCAUCGUAUUUGACAACACAGAUCGCAGCAAGUCUCCCGUCUCGUUCGAGAACUGCCCACAGAUCACCGUCACGCGUCAGAUUGCCAUGGGUGGGCUCAGCAAGUACCUCAUCAACGGUCACAAGGCCACACAACAAGCCGUGCAAAACAUGUUUCAGAGCGUUCAGCUCAACAUCAACAACCCCAACUUCCUCAUUAUGCAGGGCAAGAUCACCAAGGUACUCAACAUGAAGCCAGCAGAGAUCCUCUCGAUGAUCGAGGAAGCCGCAGGAACUCGCAUGUUCGAAGAUCGUAAAGAUAAGGCUAUCAAGACCAUGUCCAAGAAGGAUCAGAAGGUCAAGGAGAUCACGGCUCUGCUCGAGGAAGAGAUUACUCCCAAGCUUGACAAGCUGCGAGAGGAAAAGCGCUCCUUCCUCGAAUACCAGAAGGCUAGCACCGAACUCGACCAUCUCACGCGUCUUGCCAAAGCCUACGAAUGGCAGCAGUACUGCGCUAAGUUCGAGGAGAAGAAAGCCCUUGUCGAUCAAAAGACGCAGGAUGUACAGGACCGCGAAGAUGAGGCCAAAGCUCUCAAACGUCAGAUCGAGAGCAUCGAAAAGGAGUUGGCGCAAAUCGAGAAAAAAAAGGAAGCCGAAAUGACCAAGGGUGGCAAGCUUCAGGCACUCGUCAACCAGAGCAAGGAGCUUCAACAUGAUCUCGUCAAACGCAAGGCACAGGUCGACAUCAAGAUGGGCUCGGUCGAAGAGGAGCGCAAGAAGCUUCAGGCGGAUCAGGCAGCGCUCGAGUCGUUGCAUGAAACAUUGCAGGAGAAGCAAGCCGAACUGGUCGACCUCUCAGGCAGCUUCUCCAAACUCAAGGCUGACUACGACGGUGCUGUGGCGGAAGUCAACAAGCAAGACGAGCUUCUGCAGACCUUGCUCACCGGUAUGGCCUCCUCGUCCAAGUCGAAGAGCGGUGAAAGCUCUGCUGGUGGAUACAUGGGUCAGAUCGCAUCUGCACGUGCUGAAGAGUCAGCGGCCGGUACAGAGAUUGAGCAGUCCAAGCUGCGUAUCGGCCAUCUCGAGAAGGAAGUCAAGCAGAAGGAGCCGCUUGCGAAGAAAGCUCAAAAGGACGCAGCCGGUCUCAUGAGCGAGCUCGAGACUUCGCGCGGCGCUGUGCAGCAGCUCGAAGCUCACAUGGAGAAGCUUGGCUGGAACGAUGAGAAGGAGAAGUUACUGCUGCAAUCCAAGGCUGAGUGGAGUCGACGUGUCUCAGAUCUUCUCGAGCGCAAGGAAGGUCUCAAGUCCAAGCUGGCAGGUAUGGACUUCCAGUACUCGGACCCGGAGCCCAACUUUGAUCGUUCCCGCGUCAAAGGUCUGGUCGCAUCUCUCAUCCAGCUCGAUCAAGACAAGCACAAGUACUCGACUGCUCUCGAGAUCUGCGCGGGUGGCCGACUCUACAAUGUUGUCGUUGAGGACGAGAAGGUUGGCUCUAAACUGUUGGCCAACGGUCAACUCAAGAAGCGCGUCACUUUGAUUCCUCUCAACAAGAUCAAUGCCUUUGUCGCUAGCGCUGAGAAAAUUGGCGCCGCACAGAGGAUUGCGCCUGGUAAAGUCGACCUCGCUCUGUCGCUUGUUGGCUACGACGACGACGUGAGCCGUGCUAUGGAGUACGUGUUCGGUAACACGCUGAUCUGCGCUGAUGCUGCUACGGCUAAGCGUGUCACGUUUGAGAAUGCGGUGCGCAUGAAGUCGGUGACGCUCGAUGGCGAUGUCUACGAUCCGCAAGGCACGCUUUCAGGCGGAUCCAAGCCCCACUCAGGCAAUGUUCUCGUCAAGAUGCAAGACCUCAUCAAGAUCGACAAGGCACUCAAGGAAGCCAAGCUCGAGCUUGGUAAGGUCGAAUCGCAGAUCCAAGCUGCCAAGUCACAGAUGGCGUCAUUCUCGAAAGCCAAGCGUGACUUAGACCUCAAGCGUCAUCAGGUGACAUUGCUCGAAUCGCAGAUCAGCGGAUCCAACGCUACCCGCAUCAUCGGUGAAGUCGAGAAAGCUAAAGCCUCGAUCGUUGAGCUCAAGGAAGCUAUCGAUGCUGCUAAGAAACGGCAACAGGACGCAAGCAAAGAAGCCAAGCGGCUCGAAAAGGAGAUGGAAGAGUUUGACAAGAACAAAGACUCCAAGCUCGACCAGCUCAAGACCGAGAUCAAGAGCAAGAAAGCUGACGUGCAGAAGCGUAGUGGAGAGAUCAAGGCUCGUCAGGGUGAAGUUCGAACUUUGGAAUUAGAGAUCGAGCAAACACACGCCGAAAUCACUGCUUGCGAAAAGACCAUUGCGGAGGGUGAACGUGCUAUCAAGAGGGUCGAGACGGAGCUUAGCGACAUGCAGACCAAGCUGGAAGAGAUUCAAGCUGAGGUGGACAAGGUAGAAUCAAAACUGACACAGGAACGAGCGACGCUUUCUGGUUAUGACGAUGAACUGACUUCAUUGCGCAACGCACUCAAGUCCAAGAAGCAGGAGAUUGCUGAUGGCGCCUUGUUGAUCAAGCAGUACAUGCACGACAGGGAGAAGCUGGCCACCGAUGUAGCUGGCUACGAGAAAUCAAUCCAACAGCUCGAAAACCAGUUCGAAUGGAUUCAAUCCGAACACCGAUUCUUUGGUCAAGCAGGCACAGUGUACGACUUCGCCAAACACAACAUGUCCGAAGUCCGCAAACGAUGCAAGAAGCUCGAAGAAACGCAACAGGGUAUGCGAAAGAAGGUCAACCCCAAGGUUCUGUCGAUGAUCGAAGGUGUUGAAAAGAAAGAGUCUACACUCAAGACGAUGCUUUCCACCGUUCUCAAAGACAAAGACAAGAUCGAGGAUACCAUCACCGAGCUCGAUCGAUACAAACGUGACGCUCUCCAAAAUACUUGGGAGAAAGUCAAUGCCGACUUUGGCUCCAUCUUCGGCGAACUUUUACCUGGAAACUAUGCUAAACUCCAACCACCGGAGAACCAAGAUCUGACACAGGGUCUAGAGGUCAAGGUGAGACUGGGAACAGUAUGGAAGCAGAGUUUGACAGAAUUGUCGGGAGGACAGAGGAGUUUGAUCGCGUUGAGUCUGAUCAUGAGUCUGUUGCAGUUCAAGCCGGCCCCGAUGUAUAUUUUGGACGAGAUCGAUGCAGCGUUGGAUUUGAGUCAUACUCAGCAUAUUGGUCAGUUGUUUAGGAGUAGGUUUAGGGGAAGUCAGUUUAUCGUGGUCAGUUUGAAGGAGGGGUUGUUUACGAAUGCGAAUGUACUGUUCAGGGCUAGAUUCAGGGAUGGAACGAGUUUGGUGGACAGAACUGUGAAUGCGAAUAGGACUACGGCGGGUGAUGGGGAUGGGGUGGACAAGGAGAAUCAGAAUCCUCAACAGGGAGCGAGGAAAAGAGGUGGGAAGGCGGCAGCUGCAGCUGCGGGUGCGGGUGGCGCGGGGAGGUUGUUAGCUGCCUAA